Vitrella brassicaformis is the source of this 2505-nucleotide messenger RNA. The record is from the annotation of a GenBank genome assembly. NCBI's taxonomy places the organism in Eukaryota, Vitrellaceae.
CCACAGACGACACUCACCCAGGCAGACAGGCAGACGGACAGGCAGACAGGCAGACAGGUUCACACGAUCAGACGAUCAGCCACACCACGCAGACCGAGACGACUAGACAGGCAGACAAAACAGUCAGACAUGAUACGGCACGACACACCCCGGCUAGCCCCUGUAAAGAAAAAGGAUCUCUCUCGCUCACACAUGCAUCAGCCACUCACAUGACCACCGCACGGGCGCGCAGGGACCGGCGCUCAGUGGGGCACGCCUCGAGCGCAGCGGGAUCGAAGCUCGCCGGCAGCAGCACGCCCGAGAUGACAUGCACGAUGCCGUUCUUGGCCUUCACGUCGGCUUUGAUCACGGGGAUGUCGUUGACCAGGACAGUCCCGUUCUCAACCUUGACAUUAACGUCCUCUUCGAGGGCAGUGGUGGCAGCCAGGGGAGCGGCAUCGAUGAUGCUCUUCGAGUCGAUGGCCUUGCCAGCCACCACGUGAAAGAGGAGGAUGUUCUUCAGGAUGGCCACGUUGGCAGGAGUGCACAGCAGCUGGUCCAGCACACCCGCGGGCAGAGCGGCGAACGCCUGCAACGUGCAACGAACGAAGACAGCGGAGAAACGAUGUUGUAACGGCCGCCAUGCUCGCCUUUGCAGGUUAAUUGUCUCACCUCAUUGGUAGGUGCGAAGACGGUGAACGGACCCUCACUCUUGAGUGUCUCGACGAGCUCAGCGGCCUUGACGGCGGCGACGAGAGUGCUCAAGGCCUCGGUGGCCAUGGCUGUCUCAACGAUGUCCUUCUUGGGCUCGCCUGCCACACCACCAGUCUUGCCCGGAUACUUGGGGCCAAGGCGGCGCUGCACACACAAAGGGACACCGAAGACAGACAGAUGAGACAAUCCCUCCUUCAUCGACCCUUGGCCUCUUCUUCGCAUGCUCACCCUGAGCUCGGGCGGGAUGAGCACGUUGUUGAUGAUGUGGACGAUACCGUUGGACGCCUUGACGUCGGGCGUCACCACGCGCGCCUGUCCGUUUAGCAGCAAAUUGGCGCCCUCGGCGCUGGCCGUCACGUUCUGGCCCUCGACAGUGCUGGCGGUGAUGCUGCCCUCAGUGGCGCUCUCGAUCUGCGCGGCGAUGGCCUCGGAGGGCAGCUCGGCUGGCACCACGUGGUAGGUCAGGAUCUUGGUCAGCACCUCAGUGUCGGCCACGAUCUCAUCGAUGCCCUCAACAGCAGCGAACGCCUGCACAACCACACACAGCACACGCAGGACAUGACGAUGGAUCGCUACGUGAGCAAACUGCAUGGUGGACUGACCUCGUUGGUGGGUGCGAAGACGGUGAAGGGGCCAUCGCCCUUGAGGGUGUCGACAAGGUUGGCGGCCUGGAGGGCAGUGACGAGGGUGCUCAGAUUCUCGGUGCCGGUGGCAAUCUCGACGAUGUCCUGCUCGGCCUCGGCAGCUGGCGCAUCAGCAGCAGGGGCGGAAGGGGGAAGGUCAGCACCGACGGAGCCCUCUUGUGCUGGAGCCGGCGCAGCGGCACCACCGGAUGACAUCGAGGGGGCAGACAUCGCAGCCGUGGAGGUGCCAUAACAGCUGGACCCGGCCUGGAGCUUCUGCAGUACACAAACACCAAACACAUCAGGACGGCAUCCUUCCAACCACGUUCCGAUGCAUCAGUGUGACGAUCAUCAUCCUUACGCGGCGCGUCUCAGGCGGCAGGAGGACCGUGUCGAUGACGUGCACGAUGCCGUUGGAGGCCUCCACAUCGGGGAUCACGACCUUCGCCUCGUUGAUGGCGAUGGCUUCGCCCUCCAGAGUCGCCGUCACGUUGGCGCCCUGCACUGUCGCCGCGCUAAUGCCCUCGCCCUCGGGGGCACUCUGGAGAGAGGUCAGGAGGUCGGAUGAGGGAAUGGCGCUGGGGAUGACGUGGUAGGUGAGGAUGGCGGUGAGCGUCUCAGUGUUGUUCAGGAUCUCAUCCAAACCCUCCACGGCAGCGAAUGCCUGCGGACACAGAGACAUGACACGAGUGGACGGGCGUCGAGACGUUCAGUCAGUGGACAGGGGAGUGUGUGUCUCACCUCGUUGGUGGGAGCGAAGACAGUGAAGGGACCCUCGCCCUUGAGAGUGUCCACCAGACCGGCGGCCUGAACGGCUGUCACAAGGGUGCUCAGUUCCUGCAGACAUACACCAGAGCACAGGCGGGGAGCGACGCAUGCCCCCCCACGAUCACAUGCAGUGGUCUAUGUACCGGGGUGGCCAUGGCAGUCUCAACGAUGUCCUUCUCGGCCGCUGCGACACCUGAGAGAACGGCAGACACACAGAUCUCGCAUCAUCCCUCCUUCCGGCAUGAAGCGACGCAUGUAUCACCCACCUGCAGGUGCGUCGGCUGCCUCGGAUGCGGGAGCUGCGGCGGCUUCGUUUGCCGCACCCAUAUCUCCGGCGCCAUUGACCAGACCGACAGCGAGGAGAGCGAGUGCAAGAGUCUUGAACACCAUCGUUGAUGCGUGUGACAGAUGCGUGUGACAG